GACGUAUUUUGCUAUGUCUGUGGCCAAUUUAUCAAGACGAGCCAAAAAGUACUCCAUGGAAGCGUGUACUAAAAUGUGUGAUGCCUGUUGGAGAUCAAGACAAACCCUGGGCACCUCAUUUCACCUACGAGCACUGCAAAAAAAAACUCUGGAAGGAUGGUUGUUGGCUGAAAUUGCGCAAGUUGCGGAUCAGAGGAAGCAUCACAAACCUUUUUCCAGCUUCUUCACCACUCAAGAUGGGCUCUGCUUCUGUCACAAUGUGAUGAGUCCGAGGCAAUCAGAAUCGCCUGUCACCAGAAUGAGUGCACUCUUCGUUGACUGCUCAUCCAGGAGACUCAAAGACAUGCUGCUCCAUAAUGGUAACAAGUACCCAGUCUCUUCCCCUGGCUCACUGAACCUAAAAGAGGAUUACAACAGCAUCAAGACCUUGCUGGAUGCCUUGAAGUAUGAUGAGUACAGCUGGGAGGUCAUAGGAGACUUAAAUGGUGGCAUUCAAAAAGGAUGGGUCUCCAAUGCGGUUUUACCUGAGUUUCCCUGUCAUCUUUGCCUUUGGGACACCAAGGCGCACUACCACAGGUGGGACUGGCCACAGUGGACGGAGUUCUCUGUGGGGAGGAACAACAUCAAGUGGGAGCAACUGGGGGACCCCUGGAAGGUGCUGAUGCCACCACGGCACAUCAAAUUGGGCCUUAUGAAACAAUUUGUCAGAGCUCUACAUAAGGAGUCGGCAGCAUUCAAUUACCUUCUAGAUAUCUUCCCUGAGCUUUUUGAGGCAAAGGUCAAAGCCGGUGUCUUCGUCGGACCACAGAUAAAGAAGAUCCUGGUGUGCAGUGAAUUCCCCAAGAAGCUCACUAGUAAGGAGAAAGAGGCUUGGAACAGCUUUUUACAGUGGUUUGGGGCUUCCUGGGAAAUCAUAAGGCCGAAAACUGUGGAGCUUGUUGAGACUGGUGAGGAACUACAGCACAAUGGGCUAAAGUUCAUAUCCUUGAUGCUCAUCUUGGUCAAUUCAACAAGGAUAUGGGAGCGUACUCAGCGAGUGCUUCCACCAAGAUAUACUGGACUUUGAACGCCGCUACCAAGGACAGUAUAACGAAAACAUGAUGGGAGACGACAUUUGGGGAGCUGA
Esox lucius (northern pike) is the source of this 1126-nucleotide messenger RNA. RefSeq lists its product as uncharacterized. NCBI's taxonomy places the organism in Eukaryota, Metazoa, Chordata, Actinopteri, Esociformes, Esocidae. The coding region runs from base 14 to 1066 and encodes 350 amino acids. The transcript is spliced from 2 exons. The record is from RefSeq and is a predicted model, not a curated record.